UGCCUGCUUUGCCCACACCAACGUAUUUCCUCCAAAUUCCUUAGUUGGGUAAGAGUUUGUUAAGUUUUUUUGAUAUAAAAAUGGCUGCAAGUGCUGCUGCUUUCCCCAUUCUUUCGAUCUCUGCUUUCAUACUCAAAUAUUGGAGUUAAAGUCAGUAUCAACCAUGGCCUUCAUUUGUGAGAUUGCUUCAUAUGACCAUAUUGUGAAAGACGAGAAAAGCAUUAGUACUAGUAAAAUACUAGUGAUUGGAGUCACUGGUUAUAUUGGUCGCUUAGUUGCUCUUGCAGCUGUAGCUGCAGGCCAUCCUACUUAUGCUCUAAUAAGACCCAUUACUGCCUUUGAUGCUGCCAAAGAAAAGUGCCUCCAUGAAUUGAAAGAUUCUGGUGUUAACAUUAUCUAUGGAGAUUUAAACGAUCACAAUUCAAUGGUGAAGGCUAUGCAAGGCAUCGAUGUUGUUAUUUCUAUUGUAGGCGGCGCUCAACUUACAGAUCAGCUGAAGAUUGUAGACGCCAUUAAAGAAAUUGGCACGGUUAAGAGGUUUCUUAUUUCAGAAUUUGGGCAUGAUAUAGACGGAGCCAAUCCAGUGGAGCCAGGGCUAAGCUUUUACAAAGAAAAGAGACUUAUUAGGAGGGCAGUAGAGGCAGCCAACAUUCCAUACACUUACAUCUGCUGCAAUUCCAUUGCUGGGUGGCCUUACUUUUAUCAUACCCAUCCCUCUGAGCUUCCUCCUCCCCAAGACCAAUUUGAAAUCUAUGGAGAUGGAAAAAUCAAGGCAUACUUUGUAACUGGGGAAGACAUUGGAAAGUACACCAUAAAGACUGUGGAGGAUGUCCGGACUGUUAACAAAAUUGUGCAUUUCAGACCACCCAAGAACUUUCUCACACUUAAUGAGCUUGCAGCAUUUUGGGAGAAGAAGAUUGGAAAAACUCUUCCUCGGGUUUGUAUCUCAGAACAAGAUCUCUUGGACUUAGCCAAAGCCAACAAUAUUCCAGAGAGCAUAGUGGCUUCCCUGACACAUGACAUCUUCAUUAAUGGGUGUCAAUACAAUUUUAAAAUGGAAGAGCCCAAAGACGUGGAAGUUUGUGAGCUUUAUCCAGAGAUUCUUUACACUACAGUCCAAGAUUUCUUUGAUGGGUACCUUUGAAUUUCAGUAUAAUCAACCGUUCAAUACAGCUUACGGAGCAUUGAAUAAGUUUAUUGGAAUGUUUUGUGUCUACAGUUAGGUAGUGCAGUGUGAAACUCUAGAUCUAUCGAAUUCUGUGGCAGAAAAAUCUCAAAAAAAUCCAUGGAACUUCCGCGUAUUUUUUUAUAGUUUGUUCAUCAAUGUCUUAAUUGGAAUGAAAAUUACUUAUUUUUAGAUCAAA
Messenger RNA from Cryptomeria japonica (Japanese cedar), 1364 nucleotides. Its product is annotated as leucoanthocyanidin reductase. The record is from RefSeq and is a predicted model, not a curated record. Bases 164 to 1144 code for a protein of 326 amino acids. Gene Ontology annotation, molecular function: oxidoreductase activity. The transcript is spliced from 5 exons. NCBI's taxonomy places the organism in Eukaryota, Viridiplantae, Streptophyta, Pinopsida, Cupressales, Cupressaceae.